Molecule: messenger RNA, 4464 nt
Organism: Acytostelium subglobosum LB1
Lineage: Eukaryota; Evosea; Eumycetozoa; Acytosteliales; Acytosteliaceae
Exons: 3
Coding region: 1-4464 (1487 amino acids)
Source: RefSeq, a predicted model, not a curated record
AUGAGGGCGAGGUUGUUGGAGUCCGAACUUCCAAAUGAGGCACUUGCCACCUCGCAAACCAACAAUGUUGGGCAUAACCAGGGUGUGUUCCACAAUCAAGUAUUAUGUAGAUUGAUCUUUGGACAUGUUAGUGAUAUUCACAAACGAUGGUCCAAUCUCCCAAAGCCAGACAUCACUCAACCACCCACUGCUACUGGUGAUGAUCAGGUUGUACCUCGCAUAACCAACACAAUCAAAGGUGGCAAACUGUAUGCCGAUGGUGACCUGGGCGUCAUGCUCCAAUACAACGCCACAGCAAUGUUCUUGGAGGCAUUCGAUAGAGUGGCCGACGACUACCCCGUCAACAAUGACCUGUUGUCAAGAGCCAUGAGGUUCAACAAUACUGCCGCACUCAAACGUCUUGCUGCACACCCCAACAUGGUCAUGUCAACAAAGAAUCUGUCAAGCAUCAUCUCCACAGGCAAUGUCGAGAUGCUCCAACACUACCUCGCUGCCACCCUGCAUCACUGUGUGCCGGAUGUGUCGAUCUGGAUAGGACACAAAAUCGACGACUUGGACGAGCAGAGCGUCCGACUGUUACUCAAACACAUAUCAGUGGACACCCUCGAUGGUCAUCGUGGUACGCUCUCAACACACAGCUUUGGGAAGCGUGGCAUCAGUCUUGGUGUGCUCAAGGUGUUGCACGAGGAGUUCAACUGUCUCUACUCAUUGGAUUCGCUGUGGGUCAACGCCAUGGCUCAUUGUGCCAGAUGUAAUCUUGUCGACAGCUUCAAGUACAUGGUCGACAACAUCCCAACAGGCAAUAGAAGUUCGUUCUUGGACAAUGCCGUCAAGAACAGCUUGAAGAACUGCGCUAGCAAUGGCAACAUCGAGGUAUUUGACCUCCUCUGGAGCUCAACGACCACCAAUAAGUACCUCUCGGAGAAAGAGCUCAACAACGCCAUUCGCACUGCAGCCAAGCAUGGACAACCGACGAUGGUCGACCAUCUCUUUAAGUGCCUUGCCAAGGUCACCACUGAAUCAUCAUCGAGUCGCAAACAACAAAUCCACUUAAGACAGGGUGAGGAGACACCCACCAUGGAGAUGUCGGAGGCCAUGCUCCAAGCAUCAUUGGCACAAUCGAUACACAACGACGACAUGAUCAAUGUGGAGGCACAAAUCGAUUGCAUUGGUGAGCUCCAUUCAGAGAUGUGUGUGAAGAUGUCCACUUCAAUGGCUCAACUCAUCACGACAUAUCGAUCGCCACGUCUCACAUUCAAGGGCCAGUCACUCUUCCACAUGGUCAAGGCCAUUGGUCAGCCUGGCAGCAACAUCACGCCAGAGAUAGUGUGUCAGUUCAUCGACAAUUGCGACAUACCAUCACCAGAUCAACUCAAAGAGACUUUUGAGUUGGCCGCAGACUGCUCCCUGGCAUUGCUCCAGCGCAUCCACACUCAUUUCAAUCUUCCAUACACGGACAAGUAUCUGUCGAGGGCGGUACACAGAGGUCUGCCGGAUAUUGUUAUCUAUCUGGCCAGUCAACAGACAGAUGAGGACUUUAUCUCUGAGGCAGUGUUCAAACUGAUCGCUUGGCAUCCAAUCACAAAGGACGACCUCACAUUGAUACUGGACACACUCCCAUUCGUCAAGAGCAACCCAGAGAUAUGUGCAUGGGCAGUGUGCAACCCAUCGUUCGAGGUGUUCAAACACGUGCUCUCAUUGUUCACCAACGAGCAGUUGGAGGGUACUGAUCAUCUUAAGGACCUAUUUACUCAAGCAUUGCUUGAGAACAACUCUCGGUAUCUGGAUUUCAUCCAACAACGCUUUGUCAACACCAAGUUGGAGGUGCCUGAGCUUGAUGCCCAAACAUUGAUGGAUGAGGCCAGCAAGAAUCGAUACCUUUUGAUCGAGAGGCAUCUCGACUCACAAUCAUUCACCAAGUUACCAGCCGUACAACAACAUCGAACACUUCAUUCAUUAUUAUACCAUUCCUAUCGCUUUGGUACCACUCGCAUCAUCAAACUCUGCAAAGACCGCAUCCACACACUUGAAGGAGUUAAUGUAGAACAAGUUGAUCAGGAGAUGGACAUUGAUCAAUCCAAGUUCGAUCUACUGCCUGUAGCUGCAUCACCCAAGUUGGAAUCAACACUUCACAUGGUGAUGAGUGAUGAGAAGCUUGGCAAGAUGAUCAUGACACAGAUUGGAUCGAUUCAUAACAAACUUGGCAUUGAUCACAAACAGGUGAUCACUGGCAAGCAGUUGCUUUACAAUCACAACCUGCGUGAUUACAUCAAGUAUGGCGCAACGGAAUGGUUCCUUCAAUCAUACGAUGACAAUGGCGCCAAACUCCGAUACAAUGAGACUCUGCUUCUCGAGGCCUUUGCCAGAUGUGACAUGCGUGCCCUGAACGUGCUUCUGACCGACCCUCACAUGUCCCUUAACGGCAGAUUCGACAAACACUUUGUGACCAACGUGUCGUCCUGCUCACAUCCACAAUGGGAGAGUGUGUUGGAGAAGUAUUUCCAGCAUCUGUGCCUUGAGGUUCUCGAGCCAGCCGACAUUGUCAUCACCGGAAAGGUUCUGGCACAUGUCCGCCACCCAUCAUUCCUCCGCAAGCUCAUUGAGAUGGAUGUCCAACUUAAGCCCAUUGACGACGACGGCGAGCGAAACAAAUGGAGAUGGCAGAAACCAUUGAAAAGUAGCUUCACAGCCAUUCUGGUCGAUGCGUGGCUCACCAAACAAUAUGCCGCCGAGAUGCUACAGCUGUUGUUUGAACACAAACUCCUCACGACCAGGACUUGCCGAGCACUUCUUCUCCAGGCCAUUGAGCGCAAACUGACCCCAUUGAUUGAACUGCUGGUCAGCCAAACAUUUGGUGAUGGUGGUGGUGACGCCGAUGUCGAUCGUGAUGGUGGUAGUGACGCCGAUGUCGAUGGUGAUGGUGGUGGUGACGCUGAUGUCGAUGGUGAUGGUGGUGGUGAACUCGAUGCCGAUGAAUUGAGACACUACAUCGGCUCACUAAUUGAGUCCUGUUGCAAGUUUGGCAGCGUGGAGUCAUUGGAUAUUGUCAUUGCACAUGUCCCAUCAACACAACUCGAAGCGACCUUGAGCUCGCUGAGUCGACAUUGUAAAGAAGCAGUGACCAGAGGACACUUCAACAUACUGAUACGUGCUCAAGAGUUGCUUGGCAGCACAUUCAAACCUUGGAGGUAUAUUGAGGAGGCACUCUGUGCAGGUCACAUGGACAUUGUCAACUUCAUCCUCAACUCUCCACUCCCAUCAGAGUCAUCAUCGACAAAAGGGGCAGAUGAUUAUAGGUACAGUGAUGAGAUUUGCAUCUCCAACAUCCACCACAGUAUCUUGUCAAUCGAGUUGAUUGAACGUCUGCUUUCGAUGCGACCAAUUGUCAAUGGCAGGUACAAUGAGGUGAUGGCCAGCGCCAUCAGAGCUGGCAACAAGGAGCUCAUCAACAUGAUUGAGCGCAACGAUGGCAAUGUGUACAACACCAACUAUACAGCAGCAUUGGCGACGGCACUGGAUGUCGGCGAUUUUGACACGGCCAAGAAGAUCAUCACCGAUCAUCCGCCACCCGCACCCUCAAAUAGAAUGAUGUGGUGCUGUGGCCGCUCCAGCAAGUUGGAUAUGGCCGGUAGAAAGCAUGAACUGAGUCCAAGUAUCGGCCUCUUCUGUCCAUUGAUCGAGCGAUUGGGUAUGCCCAACAGCGACGUUACCGAGAGCACAUUCAUCGAGUUGGCCAAUAUGCUGACCAAACAUCGAGGUUUGGAGCGUAUGAUGGGCUCAAAUGAGGGAGACCUCGUCAAGGCAUUGAAGAUAGCUGCUUCCAAGUCAGUAGCCACCAUCAAGUUGGUACUCUCCCACCUCACAAACUAUGAUACCAAGCCAGAUAGCUUAAAACAUUCGAUAAGUAGUGAGGUCAUCUCAGCUUUGAUUGAAGAGUGCAUCAAACAUAGUGACACAGAGUCGAUUGAGUACAUAAUCCAAAUGGCGUACAAAGUAUCAUCAAAGAAUGAUAAUCAUGAUCGUGUCCUCACAGCACUGGACGUCAUCCCAUUGAAGAUCACCAACAUACACGUGCUCACAUUCCUCAUUGACAAGCAAUACUACAAGUUGGAUGGUGAUCGCAACCAUACAUUGUCCAAACUAGUUGAUUGGGCAUGUGAGGACGGACACCUGGAGGUCAUUCGUCUCGUUCACCAACAAUGCACAACAAGCGAGCAAAUUCAGAGACAUCUACCAUCAUUGUCCACCAUCCACAAGGCAUUGGACAACAGCCAUCAUCAAGUUGUCCACUAUCUCUUUGAAGGUGAUUCAUCACCAUUCAAACAGGCAAUGAUCGAACCACAAUACCUCAUUCCCAUACUCAACAGUAUUCGUGACUAUGCCACUGAUGAUGGAAGUAUUAGAAUCAUUUCCAUGUGUGAUGGUAUCAUCUCAUCACUUGCUGCCAAGACAUUAUCACUUUAA